Messenger RNA from Leptidea sinapis, 1137 nucleotides. RefSeq names its product protein SEC13 homolog (gene Sec13). Gene Ontology annotation, molecular function: protein binding; structural molecule activity. The record is from RefSeq and is a predicted model, not a curated record. Bases 118 to 1059 code for a protein of 313 amino acids. The transcript is spliced from 2 exons. Gene Ontology annotation, biological process: COPII-coated vesicle budding; positive regulation of TOR signaling; protein import into nucleus. Gene Ontology annotation, cellular component: nuclear pore outer ring; COPII vesicle coat. Lineage: Eukaryota; Metazoa; Arthropoda; Insecta; Lepidoptera; Pieridae.
GUCAAAGCCAAAUCAUCUGGCAUCUACUUUGUAAUUCCACGUAAUUUAAUAAUAUUAGAAUUUUUUAAACUAAAACUCAGUGCACUAUCUUAAAUUUGCAAAGAAUAACUAUUCACUAUGAUAAGUGUACUAAAUACAGUGGACACGGGUCACGAGGAUAUGAUUCAUGAUGCAGAAUUAGAUUAUUACGGUCUUCGACUUGCUACUUGUUCAUCGGAUAACUCGGUUAAAAUAUUCGAUAUUAAGAAUGGAACGCAAACCCUCGCAGCCGAUUUAAAAGGCCACUUUGGACCCGUAUGGCAAGUCGCAUGGGCCCAUCCUAAGUACGGGAAUUUACUAGCUUCAUGCUCAUAUGAUAGAAAGGUUAUAAUAUGGAAAGAGGCGGGAGAAUGGACCAAAUUGUAUGAGUACACCGGUCACGAAAGUUCAGUCAACUCCGUUGCAUGGGCACCUGCAGAAUACGGCCUCAUACUAGCAUGUAGCAGUUCCGAUGGUUCAAUAUCUAUAAUAACAUAUAAUCAAGAUGCUGGUACCUGGGAUGUCAGAAAAAUAUCUGGUGCACAUGCCAUUGGCGUAAACUCGAUAAGUUGGUGUCCAGCAAUAUCUGCUGAUAUGAAUUUGGAUCCUUUAACUAAUAAAGAUGCCCCUAAAAGAAUAGUAUCUGGAGGCUGUGAUAAUUUGAUCAAGAUUUGGAGAGAACAAGGUGAUCAGUGGGUAGAAGUGAACAGAUUAGAGAUGCAUAUGGACUGGGUUAGAGAUGUUGCAUGGGCCCACUCUUUUGGGUUACAAAAAUCAAUGAUUGCCAGUUGUUCACAAGAUAAGAGAGUUGUCAUAUGGUCAAGUGAUGACAAUGUAUCUUGGAGCCCUACAAUAUUAAAUACAUUUGAUGAUGUUGUGUGGAGUGUGAGUUGGUCACUUACUGGAAAUAUCCUAGCAGUUUCUGGUGGAGACAAUAAGGUUAGCUUGUGGAGGGAGAAUGCCGAGGGUCAGUGGCAGUGCAUUAGUGAAGUAGCUAAAGGUCUUGGUCAAACACCCAAUGAUGAAAGAAGCACUAUAUGAAUUAAUUUGUUAUGAAAAAUAUUGCUUUGUAUUAAAUGUUCAUUUAUUGAUAAUUAAUAUAUAUAUUAUUCCAUUUAA